AUGUGCUCGUUUCUAGAAUGGCAAGACCUUAAGAUUGUGUACAGAAGAUAUGCUAGUCUCUAUUUUGUGUGCGCUAUUGAUCAGACAGAUAAUGAAUUGAUUACAUUGGAGAUUAUUCAUCGUUACGUGGAGAUUCUGGAUAAAUAUUUUGGAAAUGUCUGUGAAUUGGACAUAAUCUUCCACUUUGAAAAAGCUUACUUUGUUUUGGAUGAAUAUUUACUAGCUGGUGAAGUACAAGAGACAGGGGCAAAAGAAAUUCUUUCUGUGAUAGAUGCACAAGAUAUAAUUCAAGAGGAUGAAGUCCCACAAAAACUUUUCGAAGACCAAAGUCUCAAUUGA
Molecule: messenger RNA, 339 nt
Organism: Schistosoma guineensis
Lineage: Eukaryota; Metazoa; Platyhelminthes; Trematoda; Strigeidida; Schistosomatidae
Source: the annotation of a GenBank genome assembly